Blumeria graminis f. sp. triticale is the source of this 1170-nucleotide messenger RNA. NCBI's taxonomy places the organism in Eukaryota, Fungi, Ascomycota, Leotiomycetes, Helotiales, Erysiphaceae. The record is from the annotation of a GenBank genome assembly.
AUGAUGGAGUGUGCAUUCGCCAUACUCUCCACCAUUCCAGGCCGUAUGGCCAUCACUGGCGCAGAUAUGUAUUCUUCCUACUAUGGAGUUUAUCAAGUUCCCAACAACAGACAGUUCCCGGUGCCUCCAGCUUAUCACGGUAUACACAUGUCGCCAAGUCAGAUAAAGAUAGAUGGCACAUAUGUUGUAGCGUACUGUUCUAUAGUCAUUAAUCUCGAUCAAAUAAUGGUUAUCGUCACUAAAAAAUUAAAACAAAUAGAUCCAUCACACGAGAUGAUGAAAUCAGCGGAUACUGAAGCAGAAGAUCGAUGUCUCGAAGCUAUUAACUACCGCCGCAGUACUUUUGGUCAUAGUAAAUCCCAGUACGUGAAAUAUAUUACCACAGAACAAGCUUUACAAAGUGGUUGUCGCGAAAGGGAUAUUAUCAGCUUAGCUUACCAGAAAAAGAUUGGAGUGGUUGGAGAAUUUGCAUGCUUUGCUCCCCAAUCAAUAAACCAUGAUAUCACUAUAAUUGCUAACGAUUCAAUGCGUAUGAAUCAAUUUCUCUUCGAAUACCCCAAAAUCUUGAGAGCAAAAAUGAGUUCGAAUACAUAUGCGUUGGCUUGGUUUCGAGGGUAUCUUUAUUGUUUUGAGCGAACUAGAUCUAACUCCAACGGUGACUACUGGUGGAAGCCUCUUACCGCCAUUGGAGAGGAUCCUGAAGGUGAGAGGUUGGUUUCAGGAUAUGUCCGCAACCUCGAACGCAGCAUUGCCGAUUUCGUAGAUACUAUGAAAGUAUUCAAGGAGCUUUUUAUAAAUUCCAACCCAUCUCAUGAUAAGAUUCCAGGAUUGCCUUACAGAUUUGAUAAAUCUAAAGUUGGUCUCGGGCCCUCUUAUAAUCCAUAUCAUUACGAAUCUACUCCAAAUUUACAUCAACUUCCCGGCUAUCUAGUAUUCCGUCAAAAAAAUGAGAAUGGAAAGUACAAGACUAAUUUUAGCUUUUCGAAGACGUCGAAACGAGACGAAAAGUUGUACCUCAGGAAUCCCAUCGAAUUUGAUGAUGUUCAACCAUUAGAAAAUCAAGAACUAUGGAACUCGCUGAGACAGUUUAAAAUACCAGCUCAAUCGGACGUCACAUCGCCUGCUGCAAAACUUGAAGAGGAACAUGUAGGGGGCUGGCUCUGUUACUGA